Chinchilla lanigera (long-tailed chinchilla) is the source of this 2029-nucleotide messenger RNA. It is a transcript of the gene Tmem81, whose product is annotated as transmembrane protein 81. Lineage: Eukaryota; Metazoa; Chordata; Mammalia; Rodentia; Chinchillidae. The transcript has a single exon. The record is from RefSeq and is a predicted model, not a curated record. Bases 756 to 1688 code for a protein of 310 amino acids.
UGUAGGCCGAGAGUCCUCCCGUCCAGCAGAUGUCUUUGGCCUCUUUGGGAAAGAAGACUACCUGCAGGAGGGAGAGGUGCUGCCACUGAUGUAGCCUCUUUCAUUAAUCUGAAUGAGUGUCUUGGCCCCUUGUCUUUGUGAGUUUUUACUUCUUUUUAAAAUUCCUUACACACAGUAUUUGACACUUUACAAAGUGUUUUCGUGUGCACUGUAUCAUUUGAAGCUCAAGGUGAUCUUCCUGAAAAAUGCAGGGUCUUCACUUACAAAGGAGGAAAUAGAAAUUCAGGAAGUCAUUUACCUUCCAGUCUAGAGUUAAUCGUUUUUAUAGAAGGCUUAGGAAAAUUACCAGUAAAUAAGGUAUUGAACUUAAUUCAAGUUACAUUCUGGUUUUUUCAGACUACAGUGUUUAUUUUCUUUUUUGGUCAGAUUUAACUUGGGAUUUUGAAACCCUUCAUUUAGAUCCCACAAUUUGGAUCAGGGGAGUUGGGUGAGGAAGAGUGUAACCUCACCAUGCUUUUGGGCUAAUUUGGAAAUUCAUUUCUGCUCCGGAAGUCUUUUCACCUUUGUCUUCUCAAGAGGACUCUUUAAAUUCAUUAAGAGGCUCUGAAAAGGAUAUAGAUAGUAAAGUGAGAAUUGAUUCUUUUUGCUUUCUACUUUUUGUUUUUUCUGCCUUGGGGCCUUGUGUUUGAAUAAGAACUGGAACUUGCCUGUGAAUAAGAACUUUAGUGUACUUGGUAGCAUUUGUUUUACUGACAAUGCAUGCAUCUCUGAUGUUGGAGGAGGUAAGCCACCACACUGGAGGACUGACCUGGAAUACCUGGAGGGUGUUGGCCAAGGUGGUGCAGUGCCUACUAGCGAUGAAGACUUUGGCCACGAGUUUUAUCACUGGGAGCCUGGUGGUGUCUGUCUACCUGCCUUUGGUUGCAACCUCACCUCAAACACUGGCCAUCCCUAAGGAGCUGCAGGAAGCUGUAGGGAAAGUUAUUGUCAAUGCCACAACCUGUACCGUCACCUGUGGCCUUGGCUAUAAGGAGGAGACUGUCUGUGAAGUGGGCCCUGAUGGGGUGAGGAGGAAAUGUACAUCCCAGCGCUUGGAGUGUCUGACCAAUUGGAUCUGCGGAAUGCUCCAUUUCACUGUGCUCAUUGGGGAAGAGUUUGAGCUUAACUGUCUCAGCUCAGACAUCCUGGAGAUUGGGAAGGAAGCAUUCCGCUUCACCUGGAGACUUGCUCGGGGUAUCAUCUCGACAAAUGAUGAAGUCUUCAAACCCUUCCGAGCCAACUCUCAUCUGCUGAAAUUUAGACCUGCUCGGGAAUAUGACUCUGGGACAUACCGCUGUGAUGUGCAACUGCUCAAAAACUUGAGACUCGUCAAAAGGCUCUACUUUGGGCUGAGGGUACUUCCUCCAAAGUUGGUGAACCUGAAUUUCCAUCAGUCCCUUACUGAGGAGCAGAAGUUAAUAGAUGAGGGCUUGGAAGUUAAUCUGGACAAUUAUUCUAAGCCUUACCGCCCCAGGUGGCAAAAGAAGGUGACAUCAGCCUUGGUGGCAGGAACUGUAGGAGGAGUGAUAGGUGGCGUGUUGGUGAGCAUAGCCCUCUGCAGGGUGCUGAGGGAGACCUACAACAGUGACAGCCACAAGAGCUUAAAAUCCUUGUUCCUGAGCUACUGGCUGCCCAGGAAGCCAGGCUAGCUUCUUAUGGAGUGUUUUGGCUGCCUGAUAGUAGAUUGGUCAAAAGACUGCAUGAGGGAUGGGGAGGUGUUGCCUCAUGGUAACCUGGCAACAAUCUCUAGCUUCUUUGUAUCCCAGAUGGAUCUCUUCUUGAUUUCUCUGCUGCUAGGUGCUGCAGCAUUGCCCUGGCUCCUGGGAAGAGAUUAUCUUCCAAGCUUGCAUUCAUCUCCUACCCUUUAUAACUUGUAUGCCUUCCACCUCCAUUUCCCUCUUCUAGGCAGUGUAUUCAUGUAGAAGGAUGUAAUAAUAGCUUUUCUAGUGAGAGCUCAUUUUUCCCUCUUCAAUAAAAAUAAUUCACAAUA